Molecule: messenger RNA, 684 nt
Organism: Acomys russatus (golden spiny mouse)
Lineage: Eukaryota; Metazoa; Chordata; Mammalia; Rodentia; Muridae
Product: ral guanine nucleotide dissociation stimulator-like
Exons: 5
Coding region: 1-684 (227 amino acids)
Source: RefSeq, a predicted model, not a curated record
AUGUUUUCUUGCUGUCUUAGGACUACGCGAGGCUCAGGCCUCAAGAAGGACAAGAGCGGAGGCCAUGGUGGUGCCUGGUCAUGCAGGCUUCACUCUUGCCUUCAAUGCCUCUGGCCAUUUGCCCGGAAGGAAAAAGAGUUGACCCAGGACAACCACAGGCAGGGCCAGGGACACACUGACAAGGGUGCGCAGGGUCCUGCCCCAAGGGACCAGAAGGAGCCCUGUAGACAGUCCCCCAUCAGUGCAGACAUGGUGGAAAAGCUGGUGAACCACCUUGUGCCUUCCCUGCAGGCUGGGGACCCCUUCUUUGUCCCUGCCUUCCUGUACACAUACCGAAGGUUUGCCACCACCCAGCAGGUGCUGGACCUGCUGUUCAAGCGGUAUGCAUACUUCUACCCUUCCUGUGAGGAGGAUGAACAAAUAAAGGACACCCUCUGCACCUUCCUGGACACAUGGAUAGAUAAGAACCCUGAGGAGUUCUGUCAGACCUCAGACCUGUCCAUUCUGAGGAAGCUGAAGACCUACCUGAUUGUGAACAUGCCUCAAUCAGAUCUCAUCGUUCGUGUCCACAAGCUCCUGACAGAGUUGCAGAAAGAAGAGGCCAGUGAGUCACAGAGAGAGGACGUGGAAGACGCAGAUCAGUGGAGCCACGCCUCUGAAGACCCAGAGCUUGAAGUGUGUUAA